AUGGGAGCAGCAGUCCCACAGGUAGCUUGUGCCAAUCCCAACAUGGGCUUUCAGUGCUGGAACGGAGACAAUGAGUCAGAUUCUGUAUUUGGUGUAAUACAGAAACAGGGCAUCUCCAGUGCUGCUGGUGUGGAACAUGUUCUCACAGAUUUUUUAAAGGCCAUGAGCAAACUUAAUGUUGACAAUAUGACUUUAUACCCGGAAUCUCAAGCAUCUGGACUGCCUGAGUACAUAAAGAUUGUAGAAGUUGGGCCAAGGGAUGGAUUGCAAAAUGAAAAGGUGAUAGUCCCAACUGAUAUCAAAAUUGAGUUAAUCAACCGGCUUUCCAAAACAGGCCUCCCUGCAAUAGAAGUGACCAGCUUUGUUUCAUCCAAGUGGGUGCCUCAGAUGGCAGACCACAAAGAAGUAAUGAGGGGCAUUGAGCGGCAUCCGGGAGUCCAAUAUCCUGUUCUCACUCCUAAUCUUCAAGGUUUUCAUUCUGCUAUUGCAGCAGGGGCUACAGAAGUCUCAGUAUUUGGUGCAGCAUCUGAAUCGUUUAGCAAAAUGAAUAUUAAUUGUUCAAUUGAAGAAAGCAUAGAAAAAUUUGAAGAAGUUGCUAAAUCUGCAAGGAAUAUGAAUAUUCCAGUGCGUGGGUAAAUAUAAAGAUUCUUAAGUA
Molecule: messenger RNA, 655 nt
Organism: Pterocles gutturalis (yellow-throated sandgrouse)
Lineage: Eukaryota; Metazoa; Chordata; Aves; Pterocliformes; Pteroclidae
Product: 3-hydroxymethyl-3-methylglutaryl-CoA lyase, cytoplasmic-like
Exons: 6
Coding region: 1-636 (211 amino acids)
Biological process (GO): L-leucine catabolic process; ketone body biosynthetic process
Cellular component (GO): endoplasmic reticulum; cytosol
Molecular function (GO): hydroxymethylglutaryl-CoA lyase activity
Source: RefSeq, a predicted model, not a curated record